Molecule: messenger RNA, 827 nt
Organism: Calliphora vicina (urban bluebottle blowfly)
Lineage: Eukaryota; Metazoa; Arthropoda; Insecta; Diptera; Calliphoridae
Gene: mRpL17
Product: mitochondrial ribosomal protein L17
Exons: 2
Coding region: 90-698 (202 amino acids)
Biological process (GO): translation
Cellular component (GO): ribosome; mitochondrial large ribosomal subunit
Molecular function (GO): structural constituent of ribosome
Source: RefSeq, a predicted model, not a curated record
AGCCAAAUGUCAUUCGGUGUGUGUUUACGUAAAUUUUAAUGCAGAACAUUUUUUAAGAUUUCUUAAAACUUUAAAUAAAAACAUUAAUAAUGAAUCAAGCCGAAGUGACCAAAUUAAUGUCUCAGCUGCGUUUUGCUGUUAGACCCAAAAGACGUAACUUAAAAAAUCCCGAUGGUCCGGAGGGUCGCCUAAUGAAAUUGAGGAAAACAGUGACAGCUCUAGUCAAAAAUGAACGCAUAGAAUUAUACCACAAUCGUGCCGAUGAAGCCAGAGGCUAUGUGGAACUGUUAAUCUCUGAUGCUAUACGUCAUGGCGAUCGCCAUAAGGCCACCAUGGAAUUGGCCGAUUAUUGGCUGCUGGAAAAACAAUUGGUUCAUAAAUUAUUCAAAGUUUUAGCACCACGCUAUGAAAACAGCAAUGUUUCCUACACACGCAUGUAUAAGGCACCCCGUGACUAUCCCGGCAUGUAUUAUCAAAAAGCCGUGCUGGAAUUAAGAGGCAAUCCUUAUCCUUCUCUUUUGCCCGACUUCUCACAAAAUCGUAAUUUUAUUCACAAUGUGCUAUUGGAUGAGGCUCGUAAGGAUUAUAGACGUGAGAAAUUGGCUGAUAUGGCAACAAAACUAGCCAAUGAGUCAACGGAUGCAGUGAAAGAACAGCCGAAAGAUACAAAGCCGUCUGUGGAAGAGAAAAAGGAAUAGUUUAAUGUGUUGUAUUUAAUAAUUGCUAUUAGUUAUUUUCUUUAAGAAAAGUUUUAAAUUUAAUUUGUUAAGAGAGUAAUAAAAAAGUGAAGUGAACAACUUUAUGAAAAUCAGUUUUGUGAAAUGGAA